Molecule: messenger RNA, 2010 nt
Organism: Drosophila mauritiana
Lineage: Eukaryota; Metazoa; Arthropoda; Insecta; Diptera; Drosophilidae
Exons: 6
Coding region: 56-1081 (341 amino acids)
Molecular function (GO): lipase activity
Source: RefSeq, a predicted model, not a curated record
CGGGUUGUACUGUUGUUACCUUUCAUUUUCAGUUAACCAUCCAGAUAAUUAGAUAAUGCAGUUGUUCAGUAGUUUCCACUCAAUCCUAAUUGUUUGCUGUGUUCUCUUAAUUGAUGGAACGCACUCGAAACUGAAUCUGAGAUAUGCCAUUUUGAGGCAAAAGCAAGCAGCGAAGGCCACGCAAAAUGAGACUUUGGCCCACCAGCAGAGAAUCAAAUAUGAUGCCCAGAAGACCAUGAAGGUGAUGUUCUACAAGAACAACACCAAAACCAUGGAGGCUUCGGCCUACGACGAUGCCUACGAUCUCAGUGGGUCGGGUUGCUCGCCCUCGGACAAGUUCGCCAUAGUUCUGCAUGGAUGGAUCCAAAGUUGUUCGGACGAGUGGGCGCUGUCGCUUAUUGAAAGACUGAGUUACUACCGCGGCGGAUGCGUGAUGUGCAUAGACUACAGUGUGGUCGCCAGUUCCUCGUACAUGCGGCUGUACACAAACUUUGACACCCUCACCGGCGCCAUAUCCUCCAUUAUCCUAACGCUGUUCAGGCAGGGAUUCGAUCCAAAACGAGGCUAUAUGUUUGGCUUCAGCUUCGGCGGACAACUGGCUUCAGCGGUGGGAAGAUCCCUACGACCACACCACAUAAUCGAGAGCAUAGACACGUGUGAUAUGGCCGGGCCCGGGUUCGAUCCCAUUGCGGUCGACCACUCCAAGGCCGGCAAGCAUGUGCAGUGCUUCCACUCGAGCCGCGACAAGGGCACCUUCGUCUACUCCUGCCACCGCAACAUAAUGCUCGGCAGCUGCGGCCUCAAGCAGCCCUCGGUGGCCAGUCAGCUCCACCUGGGCAGCCAUGGCCUCUGCGUCGACAUAUACAUCAACACGUUCGACUACCCCUUCUACGCCGUGAACUACACCCCGCCGGAGUGCUUCACCUGGCAAAAGGCGGCCAAGAUACCAGAUGGCUACACGGUGGGCUACGAGGAGAACUUCGACAGCCAGGUCACGGGGCAGAUCUUCGUGCCCACCAGCCUGCACUACCCCUACAACUUGUCCAAGAAACAGCUAAAGCUGCUGACUAACUUAGCUUAGCUGCUUACCUGAAUAUUGGGAGAACACACUUGAUUCAAGAAUAGCUACCUCAGGAGGCUGACGUUUUUUAAAUCAAAGUCAACCGGAUUCUAAUAUCAUGUAGGUUUAUUAUUCGAGUUCAGCUCAUACCGUUUGUAGUUCUUAAGUUUUUAUUCGCCAAAAUAUAUUUAAAUCAAAUUUAAAACAUGUAUACACAAUACAUCGGUAAUCCAGACACAUCAACCUGCUGAUUCAGUCGUAGGGCGACUGCCGUUACCGACUGACUUGGGGCCCUUUGCUGGCGGUGCAUUGUCCUCGUCGUGCUCUUCCUCCUCGUUAUCGCCAUAGUCCUCAUCGUUCUCAUCGUCAUCAUAGUCGACGAUGUCGCCUGUGGAAUCUUUGGAAUAAUUCUGUCGCGGAAGCAGUGACCAAUUUUGAAGUCGGUGGACAGGAUCUGCGAGGAAGCAAUCUCGGAUCAGCAAGAAGGAAUCCUGCUAUACAAUGGUGCGCACUGCGCCGCGCUCCUUGUGCUUCUGCUCCUUACGGAUGGUCUUCACAGUAAGAAAUCCCUUGUUGCCCUCGAGAGUGUAACUAGCUCACCAUACACUUGUAGAUCUCUGGACCUUCGAAUGCCAACGGAUCGUUGGGAUCCGCGGUGGACUUCAGAACGUACUGCCGUGUGAAGUGGAACUCUCUUUUACGCCGUGAACUACACCCCGCCGGAAUGCUUCACCUGGCAAAAAACGACCAAGAUACCAAAUGGCUACGAGGAGGACUUCGACAGCCAGGUCAAUAGCCACCUCAGGAGGCACAUGUUUUUUAAAUCAAAGUCAACCAGAUUCUAAUAUCAUGUAGGUUUAUUCGAGUUCAGCUCAUAUCGUUUGUAGUUAAGUUUUUAUUCACCAAAAAUAUAUUUCAAAUCAAAUUUGAAUUAUGUAUAUACAUUAUAU